Messenger RNA from Rhipicephalus sanguineus (brown dog tick), 465 nucleotides. RefSeq lists its product as uncharacterized. Bases 19 to 465 code for a protein of 148 amino acids. The record is from RefSeq and is a predicted model, not a curated record. Lineage: Eukaryota; Metazoa; Arthropoda; Arachnida; Ixodida; Ixodidae. The transcript is spliced from 5 exons.
GCAGUGGUUCCACUAGCCAUGUUCAACCUCUCCAUGCCAACAUCAGCUACCGAGAGGAUGUUUCAGAUACCCAGAAUCGGCACUCGGGUUUCCACCUGUCUCUUCAGGGCUACGUUUUCAUAUAACUUUUACAGUCACACCGAUCUAAUCCCGAUGGAGCCUACCUCGAAGAACCUCAAUAACACCCUGAAUUGCCUGACUCCGCAUUACAAGAAUAAAGACCAGGAAACGUCAGGCUUCGAAAAAGUGGAAGACUGCACCGCGGUCGUAGUGGCAUACGAGGCCUUUCAGGAGCGGUUGUUCAGCAAGCAGUACCUCAAUGUCGACUACAGACUGCGAGGACUCGGAAAUGUCGCAGCAAAUCAGCUAUUCUUCGUGUACUACGCCCUGGUGAGACUUCUUGCAGUGUUAUAUUCUGUGCCUCUUGGGAUUUCUAGUGUUCUGCAGAAGAGCGGGAGAAAGUAA